Messenger RNA from Carassius carassius (crucian carp), 2322 nucleotides. It is a transcript of the gene grpr, whose product is annotated as gastrin-releasing peptide receptor. The transcript is spliced from 3 exons. Gene Ontology annotation, cellular component: membrane. Lineage: Eukaryota; Metazoa; Chordata; Actinopteri; Cypriniformes; Cyprinidae. The coding region runs from base 92 to 1234 and encodes 380 amino acids. The record is from RefSeq and is a predicted model, not a curated record. Gene Ontology annotation, molecular function: G protein-coupled peptide receptor activity. Gene Ontology annotation, biological process: G protein-coupled receptor signaling pathway.
AUUACUUUAACCGGAAUACACCACAUGCAUGGCAAUAUUCGUGUAUACUGGACACUUGAGAUUAAAAAUGAGCACGAGCUGAUCUGAUAACAUGUCUGAUUUAAUAAUUACACCGACGGAAGAUGUAAAGCUUCUGGGCGACUCUCCGGAGCGCAGCAACAUCAGCACUGCUCCGGAGAAUCCGCACUUGCAUUCAGGCAUCGUUAUCGCCACCGUUUACGCGCUCCUCAUCACUGCUGGACUAAUUGGUAACGUGACGCUCAUUAGGACGUUUUGCAUCGUGAAAUCCAUGCGCAAUGUCCCAAAUCUCUUCAUGUCGAGUCUCGCUCUCGGAGACGUGCUGCUGCUGGUCACCUGCGCGCCCGUGGAUGCCAGCAAGUUUCUAGCGGACGAGUGGCUUUUCGGGCGGAUGGGCUGUAAACUCAUCCCGUUCAUCCAGCUGACAUCGGUUGGAGUCUCUGUGUUCACGCUCACAGCGCUGGCAGCGGACAGAUACAAGGCCAUUGUCAAGCCAAUGGAUAUCCAGACCUCUAAAGCCUCGCUGAAGGUCUGCCUUAGGGCUGCAUCAAUCUGGCUGCUCUCCAUGAUCCUGGCCAUUCCUGAGGUGGUGUUUUCUGAUCUACACUCCUUCCACAUCCCAGAAACCAAUGAGACUUUUAAAGCAUGUGCUCCGUACCCUCAUGCCGGAGACAUGCACCCCAAAAUCCAUUCAAUGGCCUCCUUCCUUAUUCUGUACAUCAUUCCUCUCUUCAUUAUUUCUGUGUACUACGUCUUUAUUGCCAGGAGUCUGAUUCUGAGUGCUAUUAACAUGCCUGCGGAGGGAAAUGCACACAUUCGGAGGCAGAUUGAGUCACGGAUACGGCUUGCCAAGACAGUGCUGGUGUUUGUGGGUCUCUUCGCCAUCUGCUGGCUUCCAAACCAUGUGAUUUACCUCUACCGGUCCUACCAUUACACAAAAGUGGACACCUCAAUGGCCCAUUUCAUCUCCAGCGUGUGCGCACGUAUCCUUGCCUUCACCAACUCUUGUGUGAAUCCCUUUGCUCUCUACCUGCUCAGCAAAUCCUUUAGAAAGCAGUUCAACAAGCAACUUUGCUGCUGUUGCCCAUCCAUAUUGAUGCAUUCACAAAGCGCUAGGUGCAACAAUACACGACUGAGUUCAAUCAAAACAAAUCAAACCCAGAACCACUCUGUGGCCAGCUUCAGCCUGGUCAAUGGCAAUGUUGUCUGCCAUUAGAGCUAAACUAGCUCUACUACAGCUACAUCAUAGAAACAGAUCACUCAAAAAUAAAAAUGGGUCGCCGUGAUUUUGCCAAGUAAGACAUAUUCUUGGAUCAACAACUUUUCAUGAUCCUGGAUCAACAUUAUUGUUCAAAAAUAUAGAAUUAACUUAAUUCCUUCCCCCUAAACCUAACCCUACCAAUAAUUUAUUCCUAAAAUCAGAAAUUAUAGCUGAUUAACAAGAGUGUAGAAGCACCUAACCUUGAUUGUAAGCCUAAAACAGAUAUUUCCUGAAAAGUUAUAUCUCUAUUCUGAAUUGGUUGAUUAGAAUGUUGUUCCAGGAUCAACAAGGAUGUUGAUCCAGGAACAUGUUGUGCUUGGUGAAAUCACGCUCACCAUAAAAUGUACGUCUUGUUUAAAAUUCUACAUUUGCAACAGCAUACAGGUUUGUUGAGUAAAUUACAGAAUUUUUUUUUCUUGUUUUGGGUGAACUGUUCUUUCCAAAGUUUAUUUAUUUAUUUUUUUUUUGCCUGUUGAUUAUUGAUGGAUUGGAUUUUGUAGGUUCAAAAACAAACUAUUACUUGAGACUUGAGACUUUUCAGAUCAAACAAUGGAUGAGAGAAACGGUAGACUUGAUCAGAACUCUAGACAUGUUUUAACAUUUUAAAACAUGAAAAUAGCAAAAAAGUAAUUACAUGGUCAAGGACAUCCAUCUAGUGAAUACGAAAAAAAUAAUAAUAUUGUAACUAUUAAGUGAAUUGGUGGUUAAUUUAUAUUAAUCUGAAUUAUCUUAUUCAUAUUUUCUCAUGUACUAAUGAUAUCCAGUUUAUCCAGCGCUAUUUGUUCUCUAUGUUCUUAAGUAAAAGCACAGAUGGGAGGGAAAAUUUAUGUGGGUGGGUGAUUUACUAAAAAUGCACACAUUAAAGAACACAGACACAACCAGAUAAUUUCCAUAAUGACCAGAGCAAUCUACCAAGAGCAGUGUAAAUUGCCGCCUGCACAAAUACCAGUAAACUGACAAACCAAAAAGUUUGUUAAUUGGGUGGCGUGAUUCAUUUUAAUACCCUUCUCCCUUAAAUUUUGUGUCUGAAAUGGAAACUCCUA